CUGGGUUUUUCAAUACAAUGGAGACUAUUGGAGACCUUACAAGCAGAAGGUACUCAUUGGCUGACUUAAAUAGACUAAAAGGUUGCGCAAUGCCCCAGUUUUGCCAUGAAGGCAGCAUCUGCAGCACUACGUUACACUGUAGUAGUGAUCUCUUGACAUACUACAGUAACACUACUUUAGUAGCACUACACUACACUCGCACACACCAGUAAGUUACAGCUAAAGAAAGAAGAAGGAAUGCUAAAUUAAGUGGAACAAUAUCUCUAUCAUAUCGGGCUACUCUGAGGGGGUGUCCACACAGGAAUGUUUUCAAGUCGAAAUGGCAAAGUAUUGGUCCUGGGCUUUUGUAAGGUUUUAAAGAUGGAUUUGUCCAUUAUAAAAUCCGACAACAUAAAUGUUAACUAAAAUACAUUUUGCUUAGGGCUGUCAAGCGAUUAAAAUAUUUAAUCGUGAUUCAUCGCAUGUUGUCCGUAGUUAACUCGUAAUUAAUUGCAGAUAGAAGUUUUUAUCUAUAAUAAGUGUACCUUUGACAGAUCAUUUGAAAGUUUUUAAUACACCUAUGAACAUGACAUUGGAUAAUAUUUUUGCUUAAUGCAAAUUUUUGUUUGUGAAACAUUCAGUUUUUUCUUAAAACAGCUCAACACAAAAUGGAUCUCAGUGUAUAAAGAACAAACACAAUGUAAAACAAGUACAUAUUAGUAAGGUAAACUGUCAUCAUCAUCAUCACUGAAAUAUUAUUCUCUUCAAGCAAAUAAUGUCACGAAAUAUAAUUCUGACUAACAUUACAAAUAAAGGUUUGCAAAAACCCCAACAACUAAGUGAAAUGAAAACAGGGUGUUAGAAAAAUAAAUAUUGACAACUUACAAAAAAUAGUGCUCAAGAACAGUCAGUAAUUUACAGAACUAGGACUGCACCCAUAUACUCUUUUACAGACACAUACAAACACACACACUUUUGUUAGUGUGGCGACUUCAACGACGUGGAAGUAUAACACCCCAGGUCUUCCAACAUGCAACUUUUAUUCUGUCAUCUUGACAAACACAGCAGUUCAAGCACAAAUGCUAAUAAAUUGCAAAUAAAUAAUAAUAAUAACUAUGGUGGUCACAGGAUCUUGUGAGAUUUAAACCUGACGAGAUUUCUUGUUUGGAGAAAAGUUGUCUCGCGAGAACCGGGUAGCCAGAAGCCAAUCAGACUGAACUGUUGCAUCGCUACUAUGAAUGAUAAUAAACAUAAGUGGUAGUGUGCGACCUAAUGAGGAUAAGCGCCAGAGAAAAUGGAUGGAUGGAUGGAUUAUCAUAACAGUGGUAACUUGCAUUGUUUUGUGAAUCAGUUAAAUAAAAAAGUACUUUUCUUCAAAUGAAUGUUAAAAUUUCUUCUCGUCUCGUGAGUUAGGUGUCUCCUGGCACCCUUAAUAUUAAUGCUAAUAAAGUCCCCCUUGAAUCUUUAGUGCCAUAUCAUUGAGCGCUGUGUGUGUGCUCUCUCACUUCGGCCUUUGUCACAUUGAGACAAGCCCCUAAAAUAGCUGUCCUCGGCUAUGCCUUACAGUAACUAGCUGCUUGUAACCCAAAUUUUAGGAUGCAGUUCAAAGCAAAAAAUCAGCCGAGAGACAGCUCGCAUCUCAAAAACACUUGUUAGUUGGGACACUCAUAUGCCAAGAUACCACUGUAUAAAUGACAAUAAAAAAUACCUGCAGUGCUCCAGUACCUUCUCGCGUCUCUCAGGCAUUUGUGAGCUGAUGUACCCUAUGACAACUAAACUCACAGCGACACUAACUACAAAUAAGUUUGGUCUUGUCGAGAGCAGAGAAGCUAAAUUUACCAUUCCCUUUUCUUUUUCUGUUUCUGCUGAAUAUUAAAGGUACUUUUCGUUAACUCGUUAUUAACAUGUUAACUUUGACAGCCCUAAUUUUGCUAAGAAAAUUCACUAAUAAGGUUACUUGAAUCAAAUUAAGACUAUCUGAGACUACCGACACCCACCUUGCAAAAAUAAAAAAUGGUUAAUUCCACCUGGGACUUCUGGGUUUUGUUUUCCUUUGUUUGUGCCAUUAUUUCCUGUCUCAGACUCUUAUUUUGGUAUACCCAUUUCCUGUUUUGUUCUUUAUGAGGUCACCCAGGUUGAUUAGUAAUCAGCAAUCAGCAUGAUUAUUUUGUGACUUUAAUUCUGAGCCGAGCUGCAAGCUGUCCUUUUUCCUAAAUAUGACACUUUUCGACUGCACCAGCCAACAUGUCUUUGCUUUCUAGGGUAAUGCUACAAUAAAUAAUAGCAAAGCAUAACACACCUGGUAGCACUCGGAAUGGUAAAGGUAACUUUAAGGUGUGGGUGUCAAACUCAUUUUCACCGCGGGCCACGUCACAGUUAUGGUUGCCCUCAGAGGGCCGCAACUUUGCCUGAAAUGUGUUUGUAACUGGACUGUUCAGGUUGUCAUCCAAAGCAAGGUAUCAGCAACUAGCAAUCAGUUAAUGCUCAAAGGCUUGAUACGACAUGCCCCAACCAAGACUGGUUUCACUCAUAUGUGGGGCAAAACAACAGUCGUUAAGAUGCAGUGGAGUGAGACCUUUGUCUGCCAACAACAGUCACCACCACCACAACAACAAAAAGCAAAAACUCCAGUUGCGUACAAUAUACAUUUUCUGUCGAAAUUGACAACAAAUGUCUUUAUGUACAUUUUCUCCAGGAUUUUGCAGGCCACAAAAAACGAUGUGGCGUGCCGAAUUUGGUCCCCGGGCCUUGAGUUUGACACCUGUGCUUUAAGAGUUGCUAUUGCAGCCUAUUGCUAAGUGAGUCAUUUGUAUACAGUGCUCUGACCAACGCAGCAACAUGUCCCCCACAAAGAUCAAAUCAGGCUACAAGAAAAGAGAGACAGAAGAUGGAAAAAGGUAAAAGUAGGCAGCAAAAUGCUUACGUUUUUUUUUUAAAGAAAGGUUAGUUCAGCCCAAAUCUUAAAGCACAUUAUUAUUGAAGAAAUAUCAUGUUUUUAGUCACCUGUAGGAAGGAAAUUAUAAUAGUUGUUAUCGUGUACUUUGGGGGUCAUUAACAGGCCAGCCUUUUGAUGUCCAAUAUUAUGAGCUGAAACUUAAAACUAAUUUAUGGCUUGUGAAAACACAAUUAACAAACCAUAGUAAGAUAACUUAAGAAUAGACUACAGCGUGUGUGUCUGUAGGGGACAGGAGAGGUGGGUUUAGGAUGGGGUGAGAGGACACCCUUCAGGAGACUUAUGUAUGGAAGCCCAGAUCUUGGUGCUACGCCCCUGAUGCAUGUCUUCCAAAGUAUUAUUACCACAACCCAUUUUUUCACAUGACUUUAAUUACCUUGAGAAAUAAAUGAGAAAUAAAUUAGAAAUUUAAUACUGGAAAGAACAGGCACUUCAUUAGGUGCACCUGCAAAGUCCAAUGACCCAAUGUAUCAACACAUGUAACAAUGCUUGGUUUUUGUAUUGCUCCUACAUUAACAUAUGUGAGUACUGUAUUGUAGUUUGAAGUGGUGUGGAUCUGCAUAACGGGAGAAUAAGGGGGGAAUAUAAGUAACACGUCAGUAUCUUGUAGCAGUAAGUUACCAUUGCAAAUAACAAUAAACAUAUUACAGUAUAUUGUUAAAUGUAUUCCUCUGAACUGCGCAUUAUUGUGUUUGUAACGGCAAACUUCAGUUUGAUUACCACUGCAUAAUCAGUGUGUUGGCUUUAAGGGGCCACACAAUAAAUGGUGACGUCAAACUGAUGACAGCAGUGAUGAGAUUAUGUCGAUUCCGAGGCUCCGUGAAGGCGUCAAUCGUAAACCGGGAGCAAGAAGGCGGUCCCGCUGAGCUUUUCCGGAGGGGGUGGGGUAGGAUUAUCCCAAAUCACCACUCUAAUUCUCAAUGCAAUCACGAAGUUGUAGCUUCAACUCACCUAAAGGGGACAACAUUUUGGAAGCAAAAGGUAGCUACGAUCAAGAGGUUUAUUUUUAAGUCGUGCGAGACCUAAUGCUUGUCUUUGUCCUGCAUUUUUUUAUUGAGUAAAAUAGCAAAUCGGACGUCUAUAAUGUGACAGCUGUCGUCGCGUUUGUGCUACUUUGGAAAAUAAUCCAUCCUAAUCAUUUCGGUGGACACAUGGCGAGAUUUUACUUUGCUUUAACUUUUAUUCUGGUGGGGGCGUUUUGGAGCAUCGACUGCGAGCCCCAAACUCUGUCUUCUCCCGCCACGCCGUUGAACGCAACGAUAUCAGCAUCUGUCAGCCUCCGGGAUGACGGGAGCAACACUGACAACAAUGACACCCACGCAGCCGUCGGAACCCGAAUGUCGACCCUCAUGACGCAUCUUCCUACUCUCAAAGUGGUCGUCAUUCUUACCUGCGUGUUGACAGCUGCUCUCAUAACCUGCCUGCUCGUCAAAGUGGUCAGAUCUGGGAGGAAAAUCCGUAAAACACGAAAGUAUGACAUUAUAACGACGCCAGCAGAGAGAGUGGAGAUGGCCCCACUCAACAAUGACAACGACGACGAAGACGAUUCCACUCUAUUUGAUGUCAAUUACAGGUGAAUCCACCAUGGACCAAUAUUUGACCACCUCGUUUCGUCGUGGAUCAGCUCAUGAGACGUCUCUUACUAUUUUAUGUUUGCCAAGUCUCGCCAUUGACCAUGAGCCAGCAUUUAUCAACACAUCGCGAUUGUUUUCUAACCUCUUUGUCAUGUUAAAGUCCACCGAGCAUUCUCAAACGCCACUCACCAAUUAGGCUGAUUGGGGAUGAAUUACUACAAACAUAGAACAUCUUGUUGUGGACUUGCACUCAUCAUUGUUGGCGUUCUGUCCACAUGCAACAAAAGUUCAACACACUAUAAACACAAUUUGCACACAAAUUUAACUUGACUUUUAUACCAAAUGUCAACUAACACUAACAAGUAUUUUGUGCAUAUAUACUGUGCAUAUAUACUGUGCAAGGCUCUCUGCUAUAAUAGAUGGGGUAAACCUAUAUUUUUUACUGUCCUCUGUAUUUAUAAUGUGCUGGUAUGUCGUCUGUAGCUUGCAUAUUUGAAAAGACUAUAUUUGGGUAUUUGUACCACGGUUUGCUGUGUAUGAAUGUGAUUUAUCGAUUUUUUUUCUUACUUGAUUUAAAACACUGGCCAAUGUCACGAAAGUUGAUCAUUCUAAUUUAAGGCUGGUCCGUGUGAGGUUGAGUAAUGUGCUUUUGUUUAGUUUUUUUAGUAUUCAUGAGCACAUUUAAUGAUUAAAUUCUGGGGGAAAUUAUCCAAAGAAAAUGAAUUCUGACUGUCUGAACUCUGCAUUAAAUCCUGCUCCACAAUUCACACCAUUUUUCAUAUCUUACUUAUACAAAAUAAAGCAAAAUUUGGGAAACUAUGCAAUUUGGAAUACAGACACAAAACACUCAUUUGACAACCUUUCCUUGAUCGACUCUGGGGAAAUUCAUUGAUCAAUUGUUUAUUCACUCAUUUUCUACCGCUUAUCCCGCCUAGCUUAAUUGGGUUUUAUAUAUAUAUAUAUAUAUAUAUAUAUAUAUAUAUAUAUAUAUAUAUAUAUUUAAUAGAAAAGGGAGAAUAUCUCUGAAUGUUUUAAACUCCUGUUUCCAAGCCAGGGUUGUCUUGAUCAGACUCAGUUGACAGUGCCUCUGCUGGUCGCAGCCAAGUAGUGCAACUCCAUUCUGAAUUUCUAAUGAUCCAUCAACUCCUAUGACCGUCCAUAACUCUAAUUUAACAAAAUAAUAAAUGAAAGAUCACUAAAAUAAAUAAAGGAUUUAUAUACCUGCUUGAUCUGUACAAAAGCAGCAAAAUAAUACAGUACAUGAUGCGGCCAGUGAUCUCAACUGUCACCAUAAUAAAGCAUACACUUGUAGGGCUGCAACUAAUGAUUGUUUUUUUGUCGAUUAAUCUGAAGCUUGCUUUAGUUAAGUAAUCGGUAGGUAGUAGACGGACCAAAUCAAAAUGAACCAAACGCAAUAGUUUGGUCCCCAACUAGGAGUGUAAAAUGAAUAAAAAUUUUAACCAAAUUAAUCAGUUUUCAAAUUAAUUUAUGAUUAGUCACCAUUUGCCACUAUGUGUGAAAUAUGCCCAUUUUUGUAGUAUUUUAUGAACAGUAUGUGUGUAUGAACAGCUCCAAAUAAACAGAAAAAUGAAUCAAGCUAAAAGAUACCGCAUGUCUGAAAAUGUAUUUACUUAACGUAUCUUUAAUAGUAGCAGAACAUUUGAAUCACACUUUAAAGGAAAACUGCAUUUUGUGGGGUAAUUUGGCCUAUCAUCCACAAUCCUUAUGUGAGACAUAAACAUUCUCUUUUCUGUGUGUUCUAAAGAUAGAAAAACAGAAGUAGCUCAUUAAUGCAGGUAAUGGGACACACCUAUUCCGCCUACAAAGCCUGCUAUUAAAACACCUCUAACGACAUUUUAUGGUUUUAUAUGCAUGCUGUGGCCAUGUACUAAUGGGCACAUUCAUAACACAGUAUUUUGUCGUAUUUUGGUCAUUUUAAGCUUUACCGAAACUAUCUUCCUGGACGCGUCGACUUCACAUAGCAACAUAGAAACGAACACUACACCAAGGCUACAUUCACACUGCAGGUCAGUUAUGAUUUUGUUGCAUAUAUGUGACCUAUAUCUGAUUUUUUCAUGUCAGUGUGAACAGUAAAAUUACGAUUUUUUUCCAAUGCGACCCAGGCCUCGUUCGUAUGUAGAUAUAAAUCCGAUAUGUAUCCGAUCUACUGCAGUUUGAACGGUCAGGUCGCAUAUAUCCGACCUAUAUGUCAUCGCAAGCCGUGCUUUACUGUGCGAGACUUGGAUAAAGGUACUUACCGAUGUUGGCAAAAAUUGAAAAAUGAUUUAAAAAAUGUGUCAGUGAAGCGGCUCACGGCAAUGUCCCACUACUCCCGCCACCCACAUAGGUGCGUCCCAUUACAUACAUUCUUAGCUGACUCUUUUUACCUGUUUUUAUAUCUUUAGAACGCACUGAAAAGAGAAAGACGUGUGCUCAUGUCUCACAUAAGGAUUGUGGAGGAUGGGCAAAAUUCAGUUGAAAUUCAAGGUCAGUGCAGUUAUCCUUUAACAGCGUUAUAUGAGCCAUGAAGGGUUGAAUUCACAUGUUUUGGGUACUCUUUUCCUUUGUUUGUCUGUUUAUUCAGACCACACAUACAAGCAUAAGGCAUAAUAAACACAUUGUUGUGAUUUUCAGAGUCAGUGAAUGCACCUCUCUGUUGUCUAGUCACAAUGAGGAAGUGUCUUUCCCAGGACGAGUUGACUAGAGAUGUUUGUGAGUUGGAGGUACAUAUAAUAUAUGGUGUUGGAAUUGCACUGCUGUUGAUGUGUUCAGGUCAGAAUAAAGUUAUUAAAGAGCGGUAGACUAUGUGUGACUUUGUGGGACACUAUUGUGGCUCCAACAAGAUGCGCAUGCAUUGAUGACGCUAAAAAUGUGAAAGUAAUUAAAUUAGUCAAUGCGCCAUUGUGGACAGCGCUAUCCGCAAGAUAUCAGAAAAGAGGCAAACAUGUUAAUGACUGUUUUCUAAAGUCAGAGAUGAUGUGUGUGUGAAUAUCUUGUUUUGCCUAAAACACAAAGACAGUAGGUCGGCAUUCAUGGAUGGCUAAGGAAAUUAAAAAAUAUUAACAUUUGAGAGACAAAAAUCAGAGGAUAUUUACAUUUUUAAAUAAAAAAUGAUUAACUGAAUAUCAAGAUAGAUCCUGAUUAAUCAUCGAUUAACUGUUCCAGCGCUCUGCACUAGAUGUGUUCCCCACAACCAACCAGAAAAGAAUAGCUGCUUUGUUAAAUACCAUAUUCAUGUAGAAGGAUUGACAUCAUCAACCACUGGGAGCUAAGGUUCUGCAAAGAUCUUUUAAUAAGUGACCUUCUGGUUUCGUUCCAACUGUUAUUCACAUUGAUCUUGUUUUCAGUCACAUCUUUCCUGGAGGACCAAUACUUUUUUGUUGUUUUUUACCCAACACCAUUGCAGUAGUUUUAUUUUCAGUUUUUAACAUACAAACAGAUUUGAAAGUGAAAGUUUGAGACCGGUGUUUUACAUCCUGUUCAUUGGUGGUACAUGAUGUAUUUUCAGUGUACAAGGUUGCCGUUUAUCCCAGGAUUGCAUCAUAGCUAAAUGUUUAUCCAGUGAAAUUUGAUUGCGUCCACCUACUAUUCCUCCUGUAAAAUAACUCAGUAUAAUUGUGUGAGCUAUUCAAAGAGUCUCGCUUAUUUCCUUAGGCCUAUUU
This is a messenger RNA of Dunckerocampus dactyliophorus (ringed pipefish), 8168 nucleotides long. RefSeq names its product family with sequence similarity 174 member B (gene fam174b). The record is from RefSeq and is a predicted model, not a curated record. The transcript is spliced from 3 exons. The coding region runs from base 4084 to 4509 and encodes 141 amino acids. Lineage: Eukaryota; Metazoa; Chordata; Actinopteri; Syngnathiformes; Syngnathidae.